AUGGGGAAGGGCAAAGCUAAAGUUGUCCCUCAGGAGAGGAGGGACUUCAGGUCGGACCGCAUUAUCAACAAUAAUAGGCCGAGAAGAGAUUACUCGAAACAGUCUGGUUCCACGGGGGCAAUAGCGGUCCAUGCUGUAUUCCGAGAGCCACUACACAAGAUCCUAGAGAAGGUGAAGGGUGAACCUUUCUUUCAAUGGCCGAAUAGGAUGGCAGGUGACCCCUCAAGACGUAAUCAGAGUCUAUAUUGCGCGUACCACCAAGAGCCAGGUCACACCACCGAUGAUUGCAGGAAUCUAAGAAACCAUUUGGACCGGCUUGUCCGGGAAGGGAAGUUAAGGCAUCUGUUACAUCGCCUUGAAGGAUGGCAGAAACAGUCAAACAUUGAAACCAGACAAAGUACAUUGAGGCCACCCCUGGGCACCAUAAAUGUCAUUCUUGCCGCACCUGGAAGGAUCGGUUCUAGCCCCUCCAGAGUAAUGUCAGUGGGCAGAUUCCCGACUGAGGCGAACGAUAGAGAGUCCAAGAGAGCUAGAGUAAUUGCCUCGCCUUUAAUUGGGUUCUCAGAUGAGGACAAACAAGGAACCCUCCAACCCCAUGAUGAUGCCCUAGUUGUCACGCUCAGAAUUGGAGGUUAUGACGUGAAAAGAGUGCUGGUUGAUCAAGGUAGCGCCGUGGAAGUAAUGUAUCCUGACUUGUAUAAAGGAUUGAACUUGAAGCCAGAGGACUUGUCGGCAUAUGGCUCCCCUUUGGUCAGUUUUGAAGGAAAAACCGUUACCCCGAAAGGCAUGAUUAGGCUGCCUGUACAAACAGAUUCAGACGUGGUAGAGGUAGACUUCAUUGUAGUCGAUGCUUAUUCCCCCUACACGGCCAUCGUGGCCCGACCGUGA
Molecule: messenger RNA, 888 nt
Organism: Quercus robur (English oak)
Lineage: Eukaryota; Viridiplantae; Streptophyta; Magnoliopsida; Fagales; Fagaceae
Exons: 1
Coding region: 1-888 (295 amino acids)
Source: RefSeq, a predicted model, not a curated record